GUGGGGCCCAGGCCACGCCGCUGGGGAUGGGGAUCGGCGAGCGCCAGGGCUGGCGUCACCCGCAGACCGCGCGGGGAGGCCUCGACGCGCGCGCGCGCGUGGCCCACGAGCCCGCUGUGCUGCCAGAUGCCCCGCGGCACGGCCGCCUCGGUCGAGGCAGCGCGAUGGGCUUGCUCACGGUCGCGGCCGCGGCAGCGUCUGGGCAGCACAAGGUCUUGGCCACGGCCUUCGCGGAGGAGGUGGACAGAGUGCACAUGUCUCUGGAGUGCCCGUGCACCAUCGACAACACGCGCGGCGAGCGAGCGGAGAACAUGGGUGGCGGAGCCACCAACAUGCCGGUGCUGCAGUGCGUUUGCAAGCCGACUGGCGCCGCUGGAGCUGGAGCCCCUGGUGCAGCCCCCGCCGUGCCUCCGGUCGUCUCGAGCAACAUUGGCCAAUCCAUGCUAUUGGCAUCCACUGCGGCACCGAGUCAGGCCCUUCUGGCAACGGGGCGCGGCCCGCCGAGUACCCGCCCCGCGGCGUUCCUGUGAGGGGCGCCGGGCGCGCCCCGCCCGCCGCCCGGCGGCCGCCCCGCUGAGGCCCGGCGGUGCCCCGCCGAGAAAGGGCGCCGCGCGAGCAGAGCGCGCAGUGUCAAUGUGGUGCCGAGAGGGCUUGG
Messenger RNA from Prorocentrum cordatum, 655 nucleotides. Lineage: Eukaryota; Dinophyceae; Prorocentrales; Prorocentraceae. The record is from the annotation of a GenBank genome assembly.